Rhineura floridana is the source of this 3789-nucleotide messenger RNA. Its product is annotated as arylsulfatase H-like. Gene Ontology annotation, molecular function: arylsulfatase activity. Lineage: Eukaryota; Metazoa; Chordata; Lepidosauria; Squamata; Rhineuridae. Bases 425 to 2272 code for a protein of 615 amino acids. The record is from RefSeq and is a predicted model, not a curated record. The transcript has 13 exons.
AUGGGGAAAGCUGCAGAGUGCAUCCAGCACUGACUGACAGCCGGCGGAGAGCUGCCUGUGAAGUUUCCAGCUUAAUUGCUAUUCUAUAAAACUAAGUUUCUUCCAGUGGGAACAGUUCAGCAAACGCGCAUGAGCAGAUGGACAGAUAUGAUGACUUCCUUUGUAGCCUCCGGCAGAGACUGAUGAAAGAUAUUGCACUUGUGGCUGGGGUUAAGGUUUAUUGAAAAGCUAGGAAUGAAGUCUUCCCUGAAGCUAAGCUCCUUCCUCCUGCUGGUACUGCUGCCGUAGCCCCUCUGGCUUCACUGAGACUUCACCAGUAGGAGCCCAGGGUGGCAAGUAGGAGGGGAAUAUUGGAAUCUCAUGAAAGCCACUCUUUUCUCUGAAACAGAUUCUUCAUUGGAGCAUAUCUACAUCUUGGUAGCCCAUGAAAGAGGUCAUGCAACGUGUAGCCCAUUCCAGGAGAUAUAUAUGCUUAUUUCUAAGUUUGAACCUGUUCCUAAACCCAUUUGAAUUGCAAGCUUUGGUUAGUUACAAGCCCAGCAUUGUCAUCUUCCUGGCUGAUGACCUUGGCAUUGGGGAUAUAGGCUGCUAUGGAAACAAUACAAUCAGGUCAAAGUGGCAUACAUGGCUCUCCUUCUAUCCCUAUUAUCCUACCAACAACCCUGUGAGGACUCCUAAUAUUGAUCGGCUAGCAAAGGAAGGUGUGAAACUUACUCAGCAUAUUGCUGCAGCUCCACUUUGUACUCCAAGCAGAGCUGCUUUCUUAACUGGAAGAUACCCAAUCCGAUCAGGUAUGGCUGGAACAGGUCAUUCCCGCGUCCUUCAGUGGGUUGCUAGUUCAGGAGGCCUUCCCACGAAUGAAACUACUUUUGCCAAGAUAUUGCAGAAGCAAGGCUAUGCCACUGGCUUAAUAGGGAAGUGGCAUCAAGGUGUGAACUGUCAAUCCCGUAAUGACCACUGCCAUCACCCCUUAAAUCAUGGAUUUGACUAUUUUUAUGGAAUGCCACUUUCAUUAAUGGGUGAUUGUCAAAUAACACAACCUCCAGAGAAGGCUAUGUCCCUGCGAACCAAACUUUGGUCUUAUACCCAGAUGAUUGCCCUCGCUGUGCUUACACUUAUAGCAGCAAAACUCACUCACCUGGUGCCUCUCAGUUGGAAAACCAUCUUCCUCCUGGCUUUGUUUGGCUUUUCCUUCUUCAUUUUCUGGUUCUCAAGCUUCGGAUUCAUAAGAUACUGGGACUGUAUUGUGAUGAGAAACCAUGAAAUUACAGAGCAACCAAUGAACGUUGAGAGAGCUGCACCCUUGAUGCUGAGGGAAGCCAUUUCCUUUAUUGAAAGGAACAAGCAAGGGCCAUUCUUCCUCUUUGUUUCUUUCUUGCAUGUUCACACGCCACUGGUUACAACAAAAAAAUUCAUUGGAAAAAGCAGCCAUGGAUUGUAUGGCGACAAUGUAGAAGAGAUGGACUGGAUGGUAGGAAGAAUUUUGGAUACUCUUGACAAGGAACAUUUGAAAAACAGCACGUUGACAUAUUUUACCUCUGACCAUGGUGGACACUUAGAAGCUCAGGAAGGAAAUGCUCAGCGAGGUGGCUGGAAUGGCAUAUACAAAGGAGGAAAAGCCAUGGCAGGCUGGGAAGGAGGGAUCCGUGUCCCUGGAUUAUUUAGAUGGACAGGAAUGCUACCCGAGGGCAAGGUUAUUCCUGAACCAACCAGUCUAAUGGACAUUUACCCCACAAUGGUUCACCUGGCUGGCGGGACAGUUCCACAGGAGAGAGUAAUUGAUGGCCGGGAUUUGAUGCCUUUGCUGCAGGGAUCAGUGGAGCACUCAGAGCAUGAAUUCAUGUUUCACUACUGUGGAAUGCAUUUACAUGCAACACGUUGGUACCAGAAGGACAGUGGAAAUACAUGGAAGGCCCAUUACAUGACACCAGUCUUUCAUCCAGAGGGAGCCAGUGGUUGCUACAAAACCAGAUUUUGCCCGUGUUCUGGGGAAGGUGUAAGACAUCACAAUCCUCCUCUGCUGUUUGAUCUCUCGAAGGACCCAUCAGAGGCCAUGCCUCUGUCACCGGAUACUGAGCCACUGUUCCAAGCAGUUCUAAAGAGCAUAGACAGAGCUGUGGAGGAGCAUCGCAGGACUCUCAGGCCUGUCCCACAGCAGCUCUCUCUUGACAACACUAUCUGGAAACCGUGGCUGCAGCCAUGCUGUGGGACAUUCCCAUUCUGUUCAUGUGACAAAGAAAAGGAUGACAUAGAAAACAGACAACAGUUUUAAAGUUUUCUAUGUUGGAUGAAUUAGACCUAUUUAGACCACAAGAGACCUUGAGUUGGGGUGGCUGUGUGUUCUACUUUUCAUAGUCCUCUGUUUUGAAGGGUUGUCUGAGGGCUGUUGUCUGUUUGAAGGUGUCUUCUGUUUGAAGGCUUUCAAGUCCAAAGCUGCAUACACACCAUAUAUUUAAAGCACAUUCCCAUACAUGCACUUGCACACACACACACAGUCCUGGGAACUGUAGUUUACUCUUCGCAAAGAUACAGUUCCCAGCACCAUUAAUGAACAACAGUUUCCAAGAUUCUGGUCAGCAGACUGAGCAGGCACACAGGUCUCCAGGUGUCUUCCUCUCUAGGGUAAGAUGUAUUUCUAUUUAAAUUAUAGUAAUUAUUAGGGCUGUGCACCAGAUUUGGUAUUGGCUGCGUCAGGCUGAGUUAGCCCCAGAUACCUGCAGGUCAGGUUGGUGGCCUAGAGCAAUCAGCAGCUGUCAGAGGGCAGGGCAGCAGGCCAGAAGGAGAGGCAGGACAAGGUAGGAGUGGGAAGGUAGAAGCCUUUGGGAGUGGGGUACUUCUUUCCAACCUGACUGCCUUUCCUGCCUAAUGCCACCUGACCCUCCUUCCUGCCUGAUGCACCUCCCCUGAAGUACCAGAUCAAUGCCUCCACUCAACAGCUGUUGAGCAGGGGAAUUGACCCUGCAGGGUGCUCAUUUGCAAGUGGCUUCCCUGCAGGGGUUCUGCUUCAAAGACAUUGAUCCUGCAGGGUGCAUGGUGCUCAUUUGCAAGUGGUUUCCCUGCAGAGCAGCGACUUAGGAAGCAUCAUUCCACAGAAACAAUGUCUUUGCUCAACAGCAACCCAAAGAAUUGAAACAGACACACACAGUCUCAGUCCGGGGGGGGGAGAUGCAGUGUAUCCUUCUCCUACCCCCCUCCUGACCAUAUGUUCAAUUAGUGUGUUUAAAAACCUAAUUACAUAUUAGCCCUGCCCCCCCAAAUGAAUUCGGGACCAGAUCUGAUGGGGGACAGGUGGUCUUCCACUUAGCACAGGGCAGGUUGGCUUAAUGGUAGACCAUGGCCCUGGGGUGAAGGGGUGUGUGUGCACAUCCCUAGUAAUUAUUUAUAAAUUGUGCCUAUACAUAUAAAUGACCCUAUGUAUAUUUUAUGAAAAUCUCUGUCCUCCUUUCUCCUUUUUUUGUGAUGCAGUUCAGGGGAAGGGGAAUGCAUAACUGGCCAUCCCAGCUAGAGUAAAAAACAACAAGCAGGAGUCUCUUUGGAAUAAAAGGAAUGAUUCCCACACACACCCUGCAAGAAAAAAAAAGACCUUCUAAUAAAAGAAAUAAAUAACAAAAAGGGGAUGGAAGUUCAGGAAUUGUGUUGUAUUUUAUUUUCGUAAAAAAAUAAGGCCUCAAAGUGAAACUGUAAUUCAAUUCAUUCAGUCUGUUGUAUCAAGGCAACACCUUUCAUAGAGAUCAGGACUAACACAAGACAUUGCAGUGUUUGAGGCAGAAAAACAAAGGGUGCCCCCCU